AUGUCGUUAGAGACAGGAGCUGAUAUCCAAUGUAUGACUGCCGAUGGUUGGACGCCAUUGUUACUAGCUGCGGAAAACGGGCAUGGUUCAGUGGUGGAGUUAUUACUCGCAAAGGAUAAUCUUGACGCAGACUCCAACGGAAGGCUCUACAAUCGUCAUACGCCACUAUCACGAGCCGCAACGAACGGCCAUGAAGGAAUUGUGAAGCUGUUAUUAGCUAGAGAGGAUGUUAACCCCGACUCUAUGGAUAACUUCCGGCGAACACCUCUAUUUCAUGCGGCACGGAAGGGACAUAGUACCGUGGCGGAGUUAAUACUUGCAACGGGACGGGUGGGCGUUGGCUCUCUGGACGAAUUCGGCCAGGCGCCGCUAUCGAUUGCGUCAGAAAACGGGCAUGAGGCAGUGGUCAGGCUAUUACUUGCAACAAACGUUAUCAAUCCAGACUCCCAGAGUAGCUACGGUCGGACACCGUUGUGGUGGGCCGCGAGGAACGGGAACGAUGCGGUGGUCGCGGUACUACUUGCAACGACUGGCGUGGCACCGGACUCUAAGGACAAGUACGGUCAGACGCCGUUGUCAAUUGCGGCAGAGAAUGGGCACAGGAAAGUUGUGAAACUGCUACUCGCGGAGGACGCCGUUGACCCAAAUUCCAGGGAUAAAUAUGGUUGGACACCAUUGUCACGGGCCGUGGCGAACAGAAAGAAAGUAGUAAUGCGGCUGCUUCCCGAAAGGGGGGCUAUCGACCCAGACUUCAAAGACUCUUAUGGAUCCAUAUGGCUGGAUGCCGCUGUUAUGCGGCGCAGGGAACGGGUCUGCAGUAGUUCUUUCUUCCGCGCCGUCCUGCCGCCAAUUCGGACAGCCAAGAACAACACAUUCUCAGGUGCUCAAGCUUCUGUUGACAAGCUCCCAAAGAGAAUACUGCUCAAGUCCAUCCCCAAAGGUGUGAAGGAUGCUCGCUUUAGAAGUAGCGAUCAUGACUGGGACGGCAAGUAUGAGCAAGUAAUUGGAACGUCUACCAGGAACAUCGUCUUCGGCAGUAGGUUCGUGCUGACCGACGAUCAUAUUGAGGACAUCUUAGCCUUGGGAAGCCCAAUUUGCAAAAAAAUCGUGCACUUUAUUUUCAUAUAUGAGGAUGUGAGCUACGAUGCACGGAAUAACGCACAGUCUUUGACAAACGAGGCGGUUGUCCGUCUAGGAAAGUCAUGUCCCAAUCUGAAGAAAGUUCAGCUCCAAGCUACAUCUCACGUCACUGAUGACGGCCUACUCGGCUUGUUCCAGAACUGCCCUAAUCUGACCUCGGUGGAGCUUACCGGGACUUCUCGUGGUAGGGGGGAUAACCUCUCUGGAAGAGCGCUUGACGAGUUGCGAGAACAUCCGGAGUGGGUUCCCAAGUUGAAGAAGCUGAUCCUUGGUGAAGGGGAACACAACAAGUUGUUCAUGAAGGUUAUGCGCGCUUUAACUAAAGAAAGGCCAGGGCUAACAGUUACUUUGCUUCAACGGUAUGAAGUUAAGAAGUGGGGAGACUGGGAGUUGGAAGAGAUAAAGAUUGAGUACAAGAAGGGGCGCGUGGCGCGGUAG
This is a messenger RNA of Clonostachys solani, 1578 nucleotides long. NCBI's taxonomy places the organism in Eukaryota, Fungi, Ascomycota, Sordariomycetes, Hypocreales, Bionectriaceae. The record is from the annotation of a GenBank genome assembly.